This is a messenger RNA of Schistosoma rodhaini, 12834 nucleotides long. The record is from the annotation of a GenBank genome assembly. NCBI's taxonomy places the organism in Eukaryota, Metazoa, Platyhelminthes, Trematoda, Strigeidida, Schistosomatidae.
AUGAGGGUUCACCAAGUAAUAACUGGUUCAUGCAAUGGUGAUUAUUCUCAUAUCGCACAAGCGAAGGUUCGGGGAUCUAACUACGUCGUGUAUGCCAGUGGGUGUGAUGUAGUUAUUUUGAAUGAAUCCUUUUGUCGCAGUCAGGUGAUUUCUGGGUGUGAGUUAGGAUACUCUGUUGUAACAGCUGUUGCUUUUAACCAGCAAUAUGGAAAGAUUGCCAUUGCUAAUGCUGAUGGAAUAUUUAUUUACGUACCUCAGGGAACGGCAGGAAAUAUGCUUACAAACUCAUCAAAACUAUCUUGGUUGUUCUCCGAUCACUUAUCAUUACCAUCAAAAGCGGAAGUUUUAUGUCUUUCCUGGUCUCAUAGACCCUGUUUUCAAUUUCCAAAUAGUGGCUUAUUAGCAGGCCUUAAUGAUGGAAGCUUAUUUAUGUGGCGAUCAGAUGUUACAAACAGUGUCACUGAAUCACACCUUCAUUUUCAUAUCGGAGCUAGCUCGUCAGGUUCAGAAUAUAGUUUUAACUCUAAUCCUGUCACUAAGAAAUCUCUAUCAACAGAAGUGCCGAGUAAAUGGAAAAUUGUAUGGUGUCAUCAACUAAACGGCACUCCGAUGCAGAUUGAUUUCAGUCCAGAUGGUUCAUACUUUGCCACCAUUACUAAAUAUCAUAAUAAAAGAAGUCAACACAAUGAUUACAAAUCUGAUACUGAGAUGCAUGUGUGGUUCAAUGAUCCUUUCUCUGAUUUGAUUCCAUCAAAACACAGUUCUGAUGAACAGUUUCGAAUGACUGAAAAUUGGGAAUCUAUCUUCUUACCCCAUCCUUGUAACGUUUGUUCGUUUAGCUGGCGCCAUACCAGUAGAUAUCUCCCUAGUGGUUGGAUAGCAAAUGUAUUAUUAACUGCGUGUGAAGAUAAUUUAUGUCGUGUAUGGAUUGAAGUUUCUCAUCCUUCAAUAGAUCAUUCUAAUUUGUCAAACGCGUACAAAAGUACCAAUUCUUUAAUGUCUAAAUCCAUUCCUAGAAAUGAUCCAGAAAUUCCAAUAUCAUCUACUAUAAUGAAAGUACGCCUACCUUUAGGUCAUCUGACCGAUAUACCAUUCAAAAAGAAUGUGACGAAUGAUCCAGUCAAUCAGUUGCAUGAAUCAUCAACACAAUAUCUCACUUUAGAAGUACCUAAUUGUUUUUUAACACAUCCACUUUUAAAACAUUUUCUAGAUUUAUGGUUGACUGAUCCUUUGUCAAAUAUUGAAGUGGAUUAUGGAUCACAAUUACCAUCGUCUACAAUAAAAAUAGAUGAUAAAAAGUUCAAUUAUGCACAAAAUACAUUUCCACAAUUUGUGUUUACCACAUCUUUACCAUUGGAUUCUUUCCCGGAAAUAUGUAAUUUCUCUUCUCCAAAUGAUUCACAAAUUGGUCGACUUGUUGUUCAUUGGUUCAAUAAUAAAGAAUAUCGUUUGAAUACACAAUUGGAAUCGUUUUUGAAGGAUACAAUAUCGCGAAUUUUAGCUAUCCCAAUUCAUAUUGUACUCGAUAAUACAUCCAAUAAUAGUAACAGUAGUAAUAAUUUCAUGACUCCAGAAUUGUUAGAUCAAAUAGCUUUGAUGGAUCAGACUGUUUUUCGAUUAUUAAGUGAAUUACAACAUGCCCCGGAUGUUGUAUUCGCAAUACAUCCUCUUGACGGAAGCCUUAUUGUUUGGUAUAUACAUGGUUUGGAUUUAUCUAUUCCUAAUCCGAAAGGUAUACGAACACAUAAAGUAAUCAUUCCAUAUGAAUCAUCAUUUAAUCAUGAUAAUAAAUUUGGCUAUGAAUCUUCAUUUACACUAAUACCAAAUAUAAAUAAUCGUUUAACACAAGUUACAUGUAGUAUAAGAUCACGUUUACAUCAAGUUAUUCCAUUAGAUGCAGCUAAUUCUUUAUCAUCAAGACUAUUCACUUAUUUAACAACAGAUCACUCUAAACACUCAAUCAAUUAUUAUUUACAUACUGAUCAACAAAAUUCAUCUAUGUUGUCCGAUACUACUGAAACUACUGAUAAGCAUUUAAUGACAAUUAAUUAUCAAGAUAAUUUAAAUAUAUUUUGUCAUUUAUUCUUAUUACAAUAUUCAAUAAGACAGUAUUUAUUACAAUGGUCAAAACUUUCUAAUAAUAGUAAUCAGAAAAAUAAUUUGAAACAAUUCAAAGAGAUAAUAUUGAAACCAAUUUUAUCUUCUUUAACACAAAUUCAUUUGAAUUCAACAACUCUUCAAGCACGAACUCAGAAUUCCUCACAUGUAGCAAUGAUCACUAUGCAUACUAAUGGUUCAUUACGUUAUUGGCGUAUCGAUGUUUCAGAGAGUAGUCAUUACCAAUGGAUUGUCGGUGUAUCUAAUUGUGCACGUUUAAGUGGACAUCGAUUUCAUACAAACGUUAUUGUACCACAUCCAAUAUUACCUCUCGCUUUGAGUACAUCGCAUUAUGAGCAUAAAUUAGAAAAGUUACCAAUGAAUGAAUCCACUAUAACAACACCAAAUAAUUCAAUUCACAAAGACAAUGGGAAAAUUACUAAUUAUAGUGAAAUAAUUUUAUGGUAUGUUUCGUCAGUUGGUCCACUUAGCACCGGUUACACAUCAUCAUCAUUAUUGUCAAAUUAUCAAUUUCGUUGUUCACAACAUACUACCAAUGAUAAUACUGAUUCGGAAUUAUAUAACAAUCCAUUCACUACAACCGAUAUUAAAGCAUCAGGUAAUAUAUCAUCACAUGGUGGCAUUUCAGAAGUGGCUCGUUUAAUCUUCUCCAAUAUAUCAUCGAAUACAUCCUUAACAUUUAAAUAUAUUGCAUGGUUUCCAUGUCAAGUGACAACAACUGCAACAUCAUAUCCUGUUGCAUUAUUUGUUGCCUCUUUAGACGGUAAUCACGAUGAUGAUGAUAAUAAUCAUGAUACAAAUAAAGAAAGCAAUGAUCAACUUGGACUAUUUUUAACAUUUUCUAAAUUUAAACAAAUUAAUAAUAAGUCAUCAGUAUUGGAUGAGAAGUUGAAACAAGAUCAUCAAAAUCAUUUAUUGCAUAGUUCAUUGAAUUCUGAUACAUUAGGAUGUAUUAUUCAAUUAAAUUAUAAAUUACCAUAUUCUAGUCAAAUUGAAAAUUAUGAAAAUUUCAAUGCUGAAACCUUAAUAUUACAUGUAUUUCCCAGUGAAUUAAUUAUGUCCAAAUCAGAGAGUUGCAAACCAACUAAUACUAAUGAUCAGAUGGAAAGUUUUACAAAAUCAGAUAUGAAUUCCCGAUCAACGUUUUUGAUUGUUCGUAUGACACGUUAUAAUUUACUGGAUGAAACAGUCAACUCUUCGAUUGUUCCAACUUCAUGUAAUAAGACGGAUUUUUGUCGUAUGGAAAUGUGGCGUGUUUGUGUUUCAACGAAUACUAAGUUGUCUUCUUCUAAUUUGAUGAUAGAUGGAAAUUCUUCUAUUAAAAAUUGUACAACUGGAAAGUCGGAACUAAUCAAUGAUAAUCUGACGACCAUAUUUAAUAAUUUAAUAACAGAUGGAAUUAAGGUAUGUGAUUGUAAACUACAUUUACCAUCAGGUGUAUCUAUUGUUUGUGCUCAAGUGUCAGCAGCACAUGUAAGUUGGGCCGCUUUAUCAACUUUCAAUGCACCACCGCCUUAUUUAAUUGUUACUGCAUGUUCAGAUGGUUGUUUACGAUUUUGGCGAUGUGAAUCUGAUUCAAAUAGUAAUAAUUUCACUUUGGAAGGAGUCCACAAUCAAUUCACAUGGGAAGAAUGGCAAAUGCCAUUGAUGCAAUCAAUGUCUAGUUGUAUUGAAUUACAGUUGUGUACCAAUAAUAAUAAUAAUAAUGAUAAUAAUAAUAAUAAGGAGAAUCUUGUCAAUGACGAAUCAACGAUGAAUAAACCCAUUAUUCUAGAUAUAGAUUGUGCAUAUAGUGGACGUUUAGCUGUGGCAUAUACUUCAUCACAAUUAUGUAAUAAUGAUAAUGAUAAUAUGGGCAAACAUUGUCAAUCUAAUCUAGAUUGGAUUCAAAGUAAUAAGAAUGAUUUAACAAUCUAUGUUACUGUUUAUGAAUGUGAAUCUAGUGGUGGAUGCGAGUGGAUUUUAGAAGAUACCAUUGAAUUAACAUCGGAAUCUUGUCUUUUUCAAAACAACAUUGAUAAGUUAUCAUCUAUUCAAUUGGACUGGGUUAAUGCAGAAGACGGCGGACAUUUAUUAUCAAUCAUUAUUGAUUCAGAAAUAUUUGUUUUUGCACCGGUUUGUCAAAAUCUUUCAUUAAGUCGUAAUAAACUACGAAGUGGGCAUGCAUAUCAGCCAACAUUAAUGACUACAAUUGGUGAAGUAUAUGUUGGUUGGAAACCUAUCGCUUGUACUCGUAUAAUCACAGCUGACUUCAACUCUUCACAAUCAUCAUCCUUAUCAUCUCUUACACCAAUUGAAAGAAAGAAAUCAAUGCCAACACAACAAUCUUGUUGGCGAUUUUCUUCAACUAAUACCUUGCAUAGUGGUAAUCAUCGUGGUUUUAUCAAACAAGCUGCAUGGCUUCGUGAUGGUCUUUUAUUAAUUAGUGCAAAAUCGGAACUCCAGUUGUUUAGUCAAUGGCCAUCAGAUAAUUUGUAUGAUUUAUUUAAGUGGCACGUGAAACCUAAAUUGUGUAAUACCAAAUCAUUGUAUAAUUCAUCAAGUGCAAAUGAAUCAUUCGAUGCAACAGCAACGCCAACAACACUUGAUACUGUUGAUGAUUCUACAGUAUCUGGAAGCUCCAAUAUGUCAGUAGCACGUUUAACUAAAGCUUACUCACCAUAUCCUUUAAAGCCAUCACCUUCACUAUCAAUGUUACAUGCUGUGUCUCGUCAUUCUAGUUUGUCUAAUUUACAUGUUACUUCUAAUAAUACCACUAAUACUACAUCUGACAUCAGUGAUAAUUUUAAAAUAACUAGAAAAAUGAGUCAAAUUGACUUGAAUCGUGCUAGCGGCGGUGGAUUAGACGUUAAAUCAAGUGAACAGCUAUUGAAAGAUGUAGAACUCUUAUCGAAUCUUGGAUUAUUCGAAGCUAUUCAAAUUGUUAAUCCAAUACUUCCUCAAUUUCAUCCUCGUCAACUAUUAGAAUGGAUGAAUUUGGGUCAUUUACGUCGUAUAAAAGCGAUAUUAGCACAUUUAACUAGAUGUUUAUCUGCUCUUGGCAAUUCAUCCCAACGGUCAGGCAGUCAUUCUGAUGGUCAUCGUCGAAUGACGAAAGGUAAUUUAAAUUCAGAACUGACCAAUCUUGUUAUCGAGUCAUUUGACACUACUAUAACAUCAAAAAUGUCGACAACAACAGAAAGAAUAAAUAAUACAACAUCUAAACCAGUGUCUUCAAUAUCUCAUAUGCCACAUUCUUCAAAUAAUCUUUUAGAAACGCAUACAAUACCUCCCUUACCAUUGUACGUCCUACUAGCUGUUGAUUCGUUGCAAGUAACCGAUGUUAAUGCAGAUGUGAUAUUGAACAAACAUUUCGAUUCUAUAAAUGAGUGGAAUAAUGAAAAUGGACUAGCUGAUGAAUCAAGCAUCUUUGAAAUACAAGAUGAUGAUCUUAAUCUCAGUUUGAACAAUGAUGAUGACGAUUAUGAUGUAACAGAUAAAAGUAACCCAUCAAGAAAUAUUCAUCAUUCAAAUCUAUCCUUCAAUACAUCUGCAAACAAAUCAUCACAUUUAUAUGGAUUUAGUAUAUGGUCAUUGAAACCUGCAGCAUUAGCUCGUAGUAUACAUUUUUCAGAAGAUGAUGCUCGUCUUCUUGCUGAUCAUUUGUCAACUCAACGAUUACCCGGUCUAUCAUCACUAGAUCAAAUGUAUUUAUUGGGUAUAGCUGAUUUAAUGGCGAAGACACGUUCCGAUAUUACGGAUUGCUUAUCAAAAGUCAAUUCAUCAACUAAUGAGAAGAAGCUGGAUCAACUGCCACGAAGAUUAUCGAUCAAACAGGAUUCUAACGAAGGUUUAGAUGAGUGUGGUCUUCGAUUUCUUUUAACAGUUCAAUUGUAUUCUUAUUUAAGUAAAACAUUGCCACCGGCACGUCGAUCGCAACUUCUUUCUUCUGGCCUAACUAAUUCCAGUCUAGUAUGGGCAUAUCAUUCGGAUUCACAAGAAGAACUUUUAUCACAAUUACCAAUUGUUUCUAAUCAACUAGGCGGUGGUGAAGUCAGCGGUUCUGAUUCAUUAGAAUUAAAUUGGGCAGAUUUCAAACGAUAUGGUUGUGGUUGGUGGAUACGAAGUGAAAGUCUUCUGAUUCGCUGCGCUGAAAAAAUGGCUCGUACAGCUUUUCAAAACACUAAAGAUCCAAUGGAAUCUGCUGUCUUUUAUCUGGCUAUGCAUAAAGCCAAAAUGGUGGCUGCAUUAUUCAAAACCACUGGCAAUAAAACACUGGAAAAUUUCUUCCGAUCCGAUUUUACACCAGGUCAACCAGCAUGUCGUCAAGCUAAAUUAAAUGCAUUCCGUUUAUUAAGUCAACAUAAAUAUCUUCAAGCGGCUGGAUUAUUCUUAUUGGCUGGAUGUUUAAAUGAUGCAGUACGUGUUUGUUUGGAUACUUUAAAAGAUUUACAAAUGGCUAUUGUAUUAGUUAGACUUUAUACAUCAUCGGCUCAAGGUAUUCCAGGUCAACAGACAACAACAUCCUCGUCGACAUAUCAUGAUUUUCUAAGGCAACAUAUAAUUAAACAACAAGAUCCAUUUCUAAGAAGUAUGGCGUUUUGGACAUUGGGUGAUCCAUUAGCUGCUUUGCAAACAUUAUUAGAAGGACCUGGAAUACUAAGUAAUGCUGAAGAUUUUUUCAUAUCAGAAAAGAGAGAUAGUUUAACCGAUGCAAUAUAUCAAAGCCCACAACAUCCUCAAUAUCUUAGUGGUAGUCAAAGCUUCAUAACCGGUAGGGAUACUUCAAAACCAUCAUCUGUAUGUCCAAGCGUUUUCAAAUUCUACACUUAUCUACAAUCACAUCCAUUAGUUUUACGUCAUCAACGUUUACAAGCUCCAAAUCUAAUCAAUUCGUGUAUAUUAUAUCAUGUAAAAAGUUUAGAAAGACGUUUAUACUUUCGUACUGCUCAUCAUUAUUUUAUAUUGGGUUGUCCAACAUUAGCAUUGGAAGUUUUGACUAAAUUACCACCAUUGGAAUCUUUUAAUUCAUCAUCUACACUUGGUCUACAUAGAAUGUCAAUUAAUGAAUCUAUCGAAAGUAAAUCAAGACGUCAAUCGGGACUCUCUGCGGAUAUUGUCGUGCAACCAGUAAAUAAACAAAGCACAACUAGUAAUGAUGAUAAUGAUAUUUUCACACUCAUGACAACUGAUGUUCCUUUAAAAAAAUAUACAACACAAGAUCAAUUUACAAUUGAAUGGAGUGAUGAUAAUGAUGAUGAUCAAAUAGAACAAGAUGAUACUAUGGAUCAUGUCAAAAGUGGUACAGUACAAAUGAAUCAAAAACAACAAAGGUCAUCAUCAUCAGCUCAACAACGACCUUCAAUUCAUUCGAUAGGUAGUUAUAAUAUUGAAAAUCAAGGUACAGUGGACUUAAUGGCAAAUCAAUUGAAAUUUAUUGCUUGUUUAAAAAUUUUGGCAGAAGAAUUAAGUACAUUGGCUGCUGGUGCUGAAUCUGAAGGUGUUUCACUUCGUCAACAUGUUUGGCAAUGGCUUGAAAAUGAAUUAGCUAUUGUUAAUACAUUGACUGGUUUGACGAAAUCAUCCAUGACAACAACAACUAUAACUUCUACUAUUCAUUCAACUAAUAAUCCUUCUUCCAAUCCAGUUGUUGCCAGUGACGAAAAGUUGAAUAAACCUAGUUUUGAUCAUUCAGAAUUUUCUGGUCCAUUGACUACAACUUCCUAUUUAAUGACUACAAGAAAUGCUGGUACCGUUGUAGCUGGUAUUUUAAUGAAUUUAUCAAGUGUUUCUCCAGAAAUUCGUGAUGCAGAAUUAAAACGAUUAAAAACACGUUAUGAUUGGAUAAAAGCUCAUGAACCAUUUUUAAUAUCGUUAAUUAAUUUCUGCGAUUUGUAUGGAUCUAGUGGUAUACGAUUACCAGCAGUUCGUAUUGAAUUAUCCCUAUUACUUGGUGAAUUAUAUUCAACAUCUUAUCUAUUUACAAGUCAAUCAACAAUAUCAUCACAAAAUAAAUUCGAUAGUAAUCUAUUAGUAACAACACGUCCAACCAAUACCAAUGUCAGUUAUCCUUCUCUUGAUUCUUCAUGUUGGCCAAUAUCACCAAUGGCUUUAAUUGAUUGUAUACCUUUAUUGCGUACAUUAAUGCGUCUACCACCGGGUGCAUUACUUCUACCAGAUUCAGUAAAACGUAUCAAGUAUAUGGUUCAUGAUUUAAUCACUUGUUUGGAAUCAUUACCACCUCCAUUUUUAGUAAGUGUUCUGCUACCUUUUCCUUAUCGACAAUGCAAUUGUACUACUACAACAGCAAGGACAUCGAAAUCAUGUGUUACAACUUCAUCACCAUUCCAUUGUCCUGAUUGUAUUUUGGCACCUACAGGCGAUCGUCAUCGUAGAAUAUUUUUACUACGUAAUUUAUGCGCUGCUCUUUCCGGGUGCAUACAUCAAUGUUUAACUGUUGGCGGUUGGGUUGGUUUUGGUUAUGCAAUCGAUGAGAACUCUAUUCAAUCGUCUGAUAUAUCGUCUUCAUUGACAAAAAAAGUGUUUGCCCUACCUGCAACAAGUACUAUUAAUGCUCGUUCAGUUGAUCGUUUAUGUGUAUCUGGUCAGAUAUUUAGACCAAAUACAGAACCAUCUAAAUGGCCAGGUUUAACAUGUUUAAAAAGUUAUACUGAACCUCAAUUACAGAGUAAUAGUGUAAGUACUAGUCAAAUUAUUCGUAUCACAUCAACACAAAAUCUGUUAGAUCGUGAUUCAUCAUCGUCAUCUGUAACACGUAUUCAGUCUGUGGAUCGUCGUCGAAUUAUUGGUUUAUUAGCUCAAGUUUUAGCUGCUUCUUAUUUCGGUUUAUUAGUUUAUGCAUUGCAUACUCGUGAUACAUUCACAUUAUAUCGAUUAGCUUGUGCUCGAUUAGAUGGGAAAACAUGGAGUCGUGUAUUCGGUGGAACAUAUCGAGCUAAACCUUUUCGACCACCAACACAACCUGGUACUACUACUACCACUACUACUACUGCUGCUACUACUACUAGUAAUAGUAGUAGUAAUGUAUCAUGUAAUUUAACUUCAGAAAAGAAACCUGUUCCACCGAGUCGACCUAAACGACCAACGUCUACUCCUAAACAUGACAGAUCUAAGUCAAGAAGUCCAGAGAAAGCAGUUACACGAGCUAGGAACCAUGCAGUUGCAGCUAUCGAAGUUGCAAUGAAAAUUGGCAGUCCACCAAAUCCCACAAAGUUAACCAGUCAACAUAUACGUUUUUUAGCACAUGCUGAAGCUGCAGCGUUAGCAGACUUAGAAUCUAACACAACCAGGUUGGAUGGUGUAAAGAAUAAAGUUUCAGAGCAAGCCCCUGCCACCACUACCACAAAAACAACAACAGUAUCUCAGUCAUCUAUCAGUCCAGAGGAAUGGUUUAUAUUUGCUCAAUCUUCUAUUCUAUCUUGUCUUCUGGAACGUCCUCCAAAACAAACUGAUUUAGUUGAUGAUCCCAGUGAGAUUUUCGAUUCCGAUGCCAGUGAACUAUCUUCCAACAAUGAAUACGAUACAUAUCAUGGAGCUUUAUUAAAACAACAACGUCAUAUUAAUCGAGUACAACGCUUUAUCAAACAUUGUUCUAAUUUGAAACAACGUAAAACUGUACGACACCAUGUAAAAAACUCGUUACAUUAUCGUUUAACUGGACAGUUUAUAAAACAUACCGAUGGUACUCAUGACCACAGUGAUGGCGAUGAUGCUGACAUAAAUCUUACUGAACAAUUGGAUGUUGAAGAUGAUGACAGUAAUGAUGAUGAAGUUAAAAAUGCCGUCCUAAGUGAAAAGAAAGAUGAUUCUGGGAAAUUACAAUCUCCUACAAAAUUAAAUCUAUCCAGUUUACAACCACAGUGGAUUUUGCGACGUUUACAUUUGAAUCCAGAUUUUAUGGAUACCUGGUGGGGUAGUCGACUAGAAUCAGAAUUCUAUGAAGCAUUGAAUAUAUUCUACACGAAAUCUGACAAAAGACAAGCAACACACACUAAUUUAAAAGAUUUUAUUGAAUUUAAUUCUACUGUUGGUGGUGACCCAGCUAAUGACAAUAAUGAUUAUGAGGAUGAAGAUGUUGGUGAAGAAGAUGAUUAUAAUCUGACAGUCGAUACUUUAGGAAAUCGUAAAUUAGCAUUUUUUGAAAAUGACCGUCAAUGGACUUACAGUGAUAGUUACGCAUGGAGACUUAUACGUUUAGGUUUAAUGCAACUGGCUAAACGAGAAUUGAAUAGACUUAUACAAAUAAUUGACUUCACUGGAGAAGAUUUAGCUGUUCAUGCACCAGGUUUAAUGACGUUAACACGUCUAGCUGAUUGUUGGUUAGUUGGUUAUCGUUCAGAAUUAACUUCACCACCAGCAUUGAAUCCAAUCCAUUUAAAAUCACAGUAUAAAGGAUUUAUUAAUGAACAUCUUCUACCACCGACAGAUUUCUUACCAGGUAUUCAAGAAGAUUUAUCUUCUUCAAUUACACAAACGGCUACUGGAGUUAAAACUGGUAGCAGUUUGACAAUUGGCGUUGAAGUGUCAAAAUCGGACUUUCCUACACCCGGAGCAACAAGAUCGAUGUUACGUUUGAAAAAGUUGAUCAAUUCUAAAAAUACUCCAUUUCAAACACGUAAUCCAUUCUCAUUACCUGUCAAACGUUUAUGGUGUUAUUUAGUUCGACAAUCUGGAAUAGAUGAUAUAUUUUUACGUCAUAUAUUUCGUAAACCAUAUCUUAUACAAUCCAUUAUUACACCGAAUAUUAAAUUAACAUUAUCACCAUCAUCAUCAGUUACUUUUGGAUCAUCGGAACUUAACAAUCUACCUGGUUUAAUAAAUUCUACAUCAUCAUCUAAUCUGAAAACUGUUUCUUCUGCUGCAUCGAUUGAUAUUCAAAAAUCUUCAGGGAAGCAAACAAGAAUACAGCAACAACAACAACAGACCCAAUCUUCAAGUCAAACUAUUUCAGGAUCUCUACUAUUCAAUGAUGCUGUUCGUCUUAUUCAUAAAGAACAUGAUCCACUUAUAGCUAUGUGUAUUAAUCAGGUUAAUUACAACGCAAUUGCAAUCGCUACACCGAAAGAAAUUAUCGAGUUAGAUAUUGAAAAUCUUGUAAAUUUACCAUCAUGGUAUACUGAUGAAGUUGAAUAUGAUUUGGAAUUAAUGCGCAGACCCCAAAUACGUCGAUACCCUGAAGGUGGAACUGAUGAUUUUAUUGUAUGUGACACAAAUCCAACAAAAGUUGGUAGUAAUGAUCAUCAAUCAGAGGCUACAACAUCAAAUGUGACAUCAACAGGCACAUCCUUGUCUACUGGUGAUGGUAAUCCUAGCGGUUCACAUGUGAUAUUAAAACGAACUUUACCCGCUGUUUAUAGUUUAACUUCGCAUCCAACAUUACCAUAUUAUCUAUGUGGAACAGGUACUGGUUCAGUGCAUAUGUUCGAAUGGUCAACUCCAGUACCAGUUGUCGCUGGAUUUACAAAUACUUACAGUUUAACAAGUGCUGGUAUGUCAGGUCAAUUUCCAGCUGGUUCUAGAGGUGCACGUGUUACAGCAUUACAAUUUGAUGAUAGUGGUUAUCGUUUUGGUUGUGGAGAUUCUGAAGGAAAUUUUGGUUUAUGGAAUUUAUAUUCAACUAUGCCAGGCAAAUUACCAUAUUUUCGUUGUCGUUGUCAUGCAAAAGGUUUAGCAGAUUUUUGUUUUCUUGGCUGUAGUAGUUUAAUAGCUACAGUUGGCAAUGGCGGAAUGACUACAACAACUCCACAUAUUGCCAGUGGAAUAGAUGUAAGUGGUAUUGGUAGUGGUCUUAAUUAUGCUAGCAGCAACAUUGGUGUUGGUGGGCCAACAUACUACACUUCUUCCAAUAUCAUAGGUGGUAGUAGCAGCGGUGGAGGUAUCAGUUAUUCCGGUGGAACUGUUAAUACAGAUCAAGAUGCAUCACAUUUAACAUUAUGGGACACUUUAUUACCACCUAAUCGAUGUGGUGUUAUUCGUGUUCUUGACCCAGAAUUGGAUGCUCCAUGUACAUCAAUUGCCUACUGUGGAUCACUUACGAACACCAAUAGUUGGCCAUCCAAUAUAAACAUUUAUUCUAGUAACAAUAUUAUAAAUUCACUAACUACUGGAGUUAAUUCAAAACGAAUCUUCACUACCAAUGAUAGAACUGUUAUUGUCGGUACUAAAAAUGGUGAUAUAUGUACUGUGGAUAUGCGAAAUCCAAAAGUGUUGCAUAAAUUCUCAGCUCAUGAUGCACCAAUAAGAACAUUGUGUAUUGAUUCAGCAACGGAUUGUUUAGUUACUGGUGGAGCGGAUGGAAUUGUUAAAAUAUGGAGGCUAUCUGAACGAGAAUUAUUGACUAGUUUCUCUGGUGACCUGCAUCCAAGUCGUGGUGCAGCAGCUGUCGCUGCCGCUGCUCUAUUCAGAGGCAAUCAAUCAGCAGCUAUAAUUGCUGCUACUAACCCAGGCAUUUCAGAUAUUCGUCUAUUGCCGACGGUUACAGGAGCAGCAUUGAUUCAUGUCAAUAACAAUAAUAAUAUUAAUGACAGUAAUUCUACUAAAAAUAAUGAUUGUUCGACAAAUCUAAAUAACCAAAUGCCUAUUACACAUUCUUCUCAUGAUCAGAAAUGUUCAAUGACUGCCGCAUCAACAGCUUGUCGAUUUUUAAGUUGUGGUGCUGACGGUGGGCUACGUAUGCGUUCAUUAGUUGUUCGACCAAAACCUUCCAUAGUUUGUUAA